Nerophis lumbriciformis (worm pipefish) is the source of this 2247-nucleotide messenger RNA. The record is from RefSeq and is a predicted model, not a curated record. Lineage: Eukaryota; Metazoa; Chordata; Actinopteri; Syngnathiformes; Syngnathidae.
AUGGCGCCACUGUUGGUGUCGCUGAAAUGCGGCUUACAUGUUCACAGGAGAAAACUGGCAAUUGUUCUUCAAAAGACGAGCUCGUAUCACGUUUGGAGUAAAAGUCAGGGUGAAAAUGGGGCUAAGCACACGCGCCAAAAAAUAUUUGUGUUUCAGCUGUGUAGCCUGCCAUACUCACGGACAAGCACAUGGAAUACUAAGACAAUCGAAAGCAGUCGGCACAUUUUGGAGGCAGCAAAAAAUUUGCAGGUGACAGACAAACGAACGUGUUGGCACGGGAAUGCGGGAGGAAAUCUUUCUGCAGACCCCAAAAAUGUGCUUAAAGAGGUGAACACGGCUUCGAUCCUGUCUGCCAUGAUUGCUUACGUGUGGCCAAAGGACAGACCUGACCUACGUGCCCGUGUUGCCAUCUCUCUAGGCCUGUUAGCUGCAGCCAAGAUCACCAAUGUGACAGUGCCCUUCAUGUUUAAGUAUGCAGUGGACGAGCUUAACCAGAUGUCGGGACACAUGCUGAACCUGAACGAUGCGGCAAGCACUGUGGCUACCAUGGCAACGGCCAUGCUGAUUGGCUAUGGUUUGUCAAGGGCCUGUGCAGCUUUCUUCAACGAGAUGCGGAACAUGGUGUUCGGCAAGGUGGCCCAGAGCUCUAUCCGUCGUAUCGCCAAGAACGUCUUUCUCCACUUGCACAAUCUGGAUCUGGGCUUCCAUCUUAGCCGCCAGACGGGAGCACUAUCCAAGGCCAUCGACCGUGGCACCCGAGGCAUCUCAUUUGUCCUCAGUGCCCUCAUCUUCAAUCUGGGCCCCACGUUCUUUGAGAUGGGACUUGUUAGUGCUAUUCUGUUCUACAGGUUUGGCGGAGAAUUUACAGCCAUGGCCUUGGGUACAUUGGGUACAUACACAGCUUUCACAAUUCUCAUGACACAGUGGAGGACUCGUUUCCGCAUAGAAAUGAACAAAGCAGACAACGAAGCAGGCAAUGCAGCUAUUGACUCUCUCCUUAAUUACGAGACUGUUAAGUACUUCAACAACGAGAACUAUGAAGCCGAAAGGUAUGAUGGAUUUCUGAAAAGCUACGAGUCAUCCUCAUUAAAAACCACGUCCACACUUGCAAUGCUCAACUUUGGCCAGAGCGCCAUCUUUAGUGUCGGUCUCACCGGAAUCAUGGUGCUGGCUAGCAAGGGCAUUGCAGCAGGUACAAUGACGGUGGGUGACCUGGUGAUGGUGAAUGGCCUGCUCUUCCAGCUCUCUCUUCCUCUCAACUUUCUGGGCACAGUGUACAGAGAGACCCGGCAGGCCCUUAUAGACAUGAACACGCUUUUCACGCUGCUCAGUAUUGACACCAAGAUCAAGGAGAAGGAUCUGGCCCCACCUUUAAGCGUCACACCACUGGAGUCCACCAUUCGCUUUGAAGAUGUAUAUUUUGAGUACCUUGAAGGUCAGAAAGUCCUCAAUGGGGUGACUUUCGAGGUGCCUGCUGGGAAGAAGGUGGCUAUAGUCGGUGGCAGUGGCUCUGGGAAGAGCACAAUUGUGCGGCUGCUGUUCCGCUUCUAUGAGCCCCAGCGGGGAAACAUCUACAUUGGUGGGCAGAACAUCAGAGACGUCAGCCUUGAGAGCUUGAGGAAGGCUUUGGGGGUCGUACCACAGGAUGCCGUUCUGUUCCACAAUACCAUCUUCUACAACUUGCAGUAUGGGAACAUCAACGCGACACCGGAAGAUGUUUACCGUGUAGCUCGUCUUGCAGGCAUCCAUGACGCCAUCCUCAGGAUGCCACAUGGUUAUGACACUCAAGUCGGAGAGCGAGGACUCAAGCUGUCAGGCGGGGAAAAGCAGCGUGUCGCCAUUGCCCGUGCAAUACUGAAGAAUACACCCAUUCUCCUGUAUGAUGAGGCCACAUCAUCUCUGGACUCCAUCACAGAAGAGAACAUCUUGAGUGCAAUGAAGGAGAUGGUGAAAGACAGGACGUCAGUGUUCAUCGCUCACAGGCUUUCCACUGUUGUAGACGCCGAUGAGAUCAUUGUGCUUAGUGAGGGUAAAGUGAAAGAACGCGGCAACCACGAAACGCUCCUCAGCACGGCGGGCAGCUUGUACGCCGACCUGUGGAACACCCAGAACAGCAAAAUCCUGAGCGGCAACAAGAUGCCCAGUACGCAGCCGCCCGAGCGCCUUUCCCAGAAGGAGGAGGAGAGGAAGAAACUGCAGGAGGAGAUCCUCAACAGUGUGAAAGGCUGUGGGAACUGCUCCUGCUGA